This is a messenger RNA of Myxocyprinus asiaticus (Chinese sucker), 7714 nucleotides long. Its product is annotated as rho guanine nucleotide exchange factor 18-like. The transcript has 31 exons. Gene Ontology annotation, molecular function: guanyl-nucleotide exchange factor activity. The record is from RefSeq and is a predicted model, not a curated record. The coding region runs from base 559 to 4710 and encodes 1383 amino acids. Gene Ontology annotation, biological process: small GTPase-mediated signal transduction. NCBI's taxonomy places the organism in Eukaryota, Metazoa, Chordata, Actinopteri, Cypriniformes, Catostomidae.
GUUUAAGCUGUGGUUAACACGGCACUCUCUUUUCAUACGCUUUAACUAGCAGAAAGCUACCAGCUGCACACUUUUUCAUACUCUCAGAAAAGGGCCUUUUGCGAUUUGUAAAUUCUUGGUGAUUCUUUAUUGAGUUGUUUUGGAUCAGACUGCAAACCAUGCACCCAGCUCCGUGUCCCCUUCUCAACAACCAGCUCCUCCUCUUCCUUGUCUCCAGCCUCCAUCCCAGAAGACGUCUUCUUCAGCAGUACUCCUGGAGACAAGAAGAACUACUUGGCUGAGAGUGACGGUGAAUGCAGUAGCAUAGAAGACCUCUUAGACUUCAGCUCUUCUCUGAAAGAUUCAGAGUAUUUCAGAGAUCUCCAACUUGGAUCCACAGUGACUGCUGUCCUAUCAGAAGAUCAAUUUCCUGUCUUGGUCACAUCUUUGGGUGAUAAGUUACCACAGUUACCUUCUCAGACAACACUAGAGAGUGGAUCCUACCCGAAUUCCUCAGCGUUCCACACUGGACAACCUUUGCAAAUAGACAACACUGUGAUUUCUGCUGGAGGUGAAGCCAUGGACCGCUUGGUUGCUAUCAGAACUUCAGAGUUCCAGGAUUAUCCUGGAUCUGAGCAAGAUGAUGAUUCAGACACGGAAAACUUUCCAAUUUUGGUUCGGUCCAUGUCCACAUCACGGCGACACAGCUGGGAGGUACCAAUUUCGCCAAUUGAUCUGGGAAGAAGGUUCAGUCUUGACACUACUGGCACUGACAGCGAUGGAGAAAGAGAGGUUCAGUGUCUGGACAAUAGUUCCCAUUUACCAUCUUCCUCCUUAGAAAGCUCAUUUGAAGAAACACCUGGUGCUGUUGACUGUGAAAGCCCCAAAACACCACAGCUGCCCACAUCAGGCAGGACGGUGUAUUCCAGAUCUGAGAUUCUUGCCACUGAUGAAAAAUCUCAAGCUGAAAGAGUCUCGCGCAUACUGGAAACUUCAAAGCAGGCUGCCAGAGAAGCAGGAGAAGAACAGGAGUCGGAAGAGGGGCUUCAGUCUGUGGAGGGACGGAGUCAUGUGCUGAUGGUACAGAAAGUUCUGCAAGAGCUUAAGCAGUAUCACGGAACUUCAAGCGCAGAUCGGAAGGAGUCAUCAGCAAAUGUUACGUGGUAUGAAUUUCUCUCCAAUGAAAAUGACGAGGAAGAGGAGGAAAGACUAGAGCGUCCAGAAAGAGGCACUAAAGUCAAGCGCACUCUCAGUUCACUGAAGAACCGAAUGACCGGAUCCUUCAACAAAGACAAAGGUAAGACUCGCGAGAAAGAACAGCACAAAGAGAAAAACAGAGAGAGGGAGAAAGAAAAAGAGUUCAAAGAGCGUGAGAAAGUGCGGCGCACCAGUGUUAGCAGCCACCAGCUCGUGCCUGGCUCAUUCUCCAGCUGGGCUACAUGUUCACUGUGCAGUAAGACCCUGCAGCAGAAGCAUGGCCUGCAGUGUUUGAACUGCGCUGUGAAUGUCCACAAGAGCUGUAAAAGUCUGCUGCCUGAGUGUAGCAGUAAAAGCAAGACAAAAGAUUCAGUACAGAAGGCAUCAACUGCUGCAGCUCAGUCGUAUAAUCAAGCUCUGAGGGAGCCCUGCUCUACCCUGACGCCCGUAGUUGAUGGCUCAUCCCGUACCUCUCGCUGUGCUGCAGGUAUGACCGUUCCACCUAAAGGACAUAGCGCUCAGCCUGCCACAUCCAGCAACCUGUCAAUCACCCAUAACAACAGCAGCUCUAUAACAGGAGAGAUGGACGAGGUUGACGCAUUUAGGGUGAAGCGCUCAGCUGAGGACACUGUAUCUCUUGCCUCCACCAUGCCAGAAUCACUCACCGUUGAAGAUGCGUAUUACAGCACUGUGCGAGGUGAACUGGACGCUAUUGCACAGGAUUUCGAAGCAGAGUCCUGGAGUCUGGCCGUGGAUCAAAACUUCUUAAAGAAACAUUCUAAGGAAAUUAUCAAGAGACAGGACGUUAUAUAUGAACUCAUCCAGACGGAAAUUCACCACGUGCGGACGCUGAAGAUCAUGCUGCGUGUGUACGCUCGAGAGCUGAGGGAGGGAUUACAGUUGGACGACAGGAAGCUGGACUGUCUGUUCCCACAGCUAGACAGCCUGCUGGAGCUGCAUAAUCACUUCCUGUCCCGCCUCAGGGAGCGUCGCGCAGAGUCCCUGCACCCCAGCAGCGAACGCAACUACGCCAUUCAUAAACUCUCAGACAUCCUUAUAUCCCAGUUUUCCGGAGAGCUUGGAGAGCGGAUGAAGGAAAGUUAUGGGGAUUUCUGCAGUCGGCACACUGAAGCGGUGAACUAUUACAAAGAACAACUGCAGAGCAACAAGAAGUUCCAGAACCUCAUGAGGAAAAUAAAUAAUUCGUCAAUUGUACGGCGGUUAGGGGUUCCAGAGUGCAUCUUGCUGGUGACACAGCGAAUCACCAAGUAUCCUGUACUACUAGAGCGAAUCAUACUCAACACAGAAGAUGGAACAGAAGAGCAUGAAGGCUUGGCACAGGCUCUCAGUCUGAUCAAGGAUACCAUCGUACAGGUGGACGCCCAUGUAAAUUUAUAUGAGAAGGAAGUGCGGCUCAGAGAGAUCGCCUCCAAGAUGGAGCCCAAGUCCCUGGGAAAGAUCAAGGAUGGCCGUGUGUUUCGUAAGGAGGACAUAUCGAAGGGUCGACGCAGGCUCUUGUACGAGGGCACGGUCAACUGGAAAGCUGCCUCUGGUCGACUCAAAGAUAUUCUAGCUGUACUGCUUACCGAUGCUCUCGUGUUGUUGCAAGAAAAGGAUCAGAGAUAUGUUUUCUCAACUGUGGACAAUAAGCCAUCUGUGAUUUCGCUUCAGAAGUUGAUUGUUCGCGAGGUGGCGCAUGAAGAACGGGCCAUGUUCCUCAUCUGCGCCGCCUCUAAUGAACCUGAGAUGUACGAAAUCCACACCGCCUCAAAAGAAGACCGCAACACCUGGAUCGCACAAAUCCGUCAGGCUGUGGAGAGCUGUCCGAAUACAGAGGAGAGAUUGUUUAGUGAAGAAGAGGAGGCCAGGGUCGCCAGAUUUCGAGAGUUUCAAGAGCGUCUAACGUUGAAGGAUGCUCAGAUCACACAGAGUCUCGUGGAGAAGCUGCAGUUGUUUGCGGAGCUGGCUGAAUCUGUGUCCGGUCUGGAAGACUGCAGCUCUCACUCCCGUCUGCUGCUGCGUGGUGACGCCUCUGACCUCCAGAAGGGGGAGCAGGUGCUCAAAGGAGCCAUCACUGAAGUGGAGAACCUUCAGAAUCUCCUGGCAUCUGGUGUGAAGGAAUCAUCUCCACAGACUGAGGGGAACCAGAGUCCCGGAUCGGGAAUGCUUCCACGCAGAGCGGACACCUUCGGUGGCUACGACAGCAUUUCGACCAUCCUGCCCAAGAACGGCAGUAUGAAGAAGAAGCUGUCUGGUGCAGCGGGCCGGUCCAGAGAAAGAAGUCAGCGGGCAAGUUCAGACCCACAACUCAAAGAGGUGUACGCUUGUCAGGAUCAGGAUGAGGUGGAUGAGGCCUCCUCACCUUGCUUGAACAAAACUUCCUCCGCCUCUAAAUUCUCAGAAUCGGCGUUGUAUGAGCGAGUGCUGCUGCUAUCUCAGAGGCUGUACAGUUUACAGGCCAUCAUCUCUCAGCAGGACAGCCACAUCGAGCUCCAGCGGGCAUCGCUCCUCACAGCCGAGCGGGAGCGGCCUGGCAGCCGGAACCGCGGCACUGACGUGCUCCUGGAGCAGGAGAAACAGCGCAACCUGGAGAAGCACCGUGAGGAGCUGGCCAACUUCCAGCGGCUGCAGAGUCAGCACCGGCAGGAGCAUGCACGGUGGGAACGGGAACGCGAGAAGCAGCGACGGCAGGCCGAAGCGGCCGACCAGCAGCUGAGGGAGAGGGAAGAGGAGUGCCGGCGAAUGGAGGCGCGACUGGCCGAGGAGAGACAGGAACUGGAGAGGCAAAGACAGACAUACCAGCAGGACCUGGAGAGGCUGAGAGAGUCGACGCGAACCGUUGAGAAAGAGAAGGAACGACUCGAGCAGCAGAGAAAGUUGAAAAAACACAAUACAGUACCGAACACGGCAUUGCUGUACGCACAGGAAGCUGGACAGCUUUCACUUUCCACAAGCUUCAAUGGCGAGCUGUUGCUUGGCAGCGCAGGGGACCAAACGCUCCCUCAAAAGUCGCUCCUGCGGGCCACUCUCUCCGCAUCCCCCGCCGAUUACCCGGAGCGUCCUGAAGUCCACUCACGUCGUGAGAGCUCUUGCAACACCCUUCCGGCAAAGACGGAGGUCCCCAUCCACCUCAUCAGCACCACCAACCAGCUGCACAAACAGGGUGGCGUCCAGCAGCAGAUCCCGACCAAACUCGCCGCCCUUAGCAAGGGCAAAGAAAAGAGUGGAAAAGGCAAAUGUUCACACCGCACUGACAGUUUAGCCUCCAUUGACAUGAAGCACAUGCUGCCCAUUAAGCUGUCAACAAGGGAUUCCGAUGGAAAUCUCAAAGCGCGCCGGCCCAUCAGCCCCCACCAGCAGCCCCCCCAACCACAAAAUACACACUCAGAAUCCCUCAACCCUCCAGACGCAUAUAUGGACACCCAGUCCAGCCUUGCGCCCGCCAUUCUCAAACCCCAGAACCAGACGUCCCAGCACACUCUACCGUACACUGUGAGCGAUGAAGCCGCCAAGGAAGAUGUUAUCUUUUUCUGAACACCACGGGUCAUGCUGGGAAAUUCUGUUGCCACCUAAUGUGAUGCAAAAACAUUGCAAAAGUUGUAUUCUUAGCGGCAUCUUUGUCUUGUUUUCCAGUGAAAAUAUCUAAACAUCCUUAAACCAAGAUAAAUUCAAAGCAGAUGUUUGUGAGAUAUUAAGAUAAUUUUUUUCAGAUAAUCUGUUUUGAAUACUGGAUUUGUAAAAAUGUCUGUAUUUUAUCUUGUGUACCUGGCUGAUUUUUUAAAUUUGUUUAUAUAUAAACAAGCGGGGGGGGGGGGGGGGGCGAUCUGCUAGUGCCACAAGACAAAAUAUAGAUAUUAAUAAAUUAAAGUCGCUUUCUCUGAAAAUAAGUCAUAAUAUCUUGCACACUUUGGCUAAUUGGGUGAAUUUAAAUGGUUUUAAGGAUGUUUAGAUAUUUUAGAUACUCUUAAGAAUAUGCUUUUUGCUGUGUUCCGACUACGUUUUGGUCGUUCAAAUGAACAAGCCUGUCUUAACAUUAUUUUUACUUAAAAAAAGAACAGAUUUUAACCCAGUCUUAACUACUAACAACUUUGAUUGAAGUCUAUAAAUAUGACAAAGGAAAAUGUUUUAGUUUUUAUGAAAAAAUGCAACAAAUGCAACAAAUGCUCACCGUAUGUCCCAGAGAAUCCAAAGACUUUGUUUCAGUCCAAUGUUCUCCACACCUUUAAGUUGAAGUGAUGGACAGUAACAUGAUUGUUCCAUAUUCACAUUAUGAAGGUGUUGGUAGCCUCCCAGUUAAUGAUUUGGACAGCUUAGAUUUUUGAGGUGUAGUUUUAGGUACAUCCUAGGAAUUGGAUUAAAAACCGUUGGGCCCUUGAGCAAAGUAUGUUACCUUUAAGGUGUCCCAUGGUGAACUGUCCCUUGAAAUAGUGGACACUAUGUCCCAUUGGAUUAAAAGGUACUAACUACUAACAACUUUGAUUGAAGUCUAUAAAUAUGACAAAGGAAAAUAUUUUAGUUUGAAUGAAAAAAAUGCAACAAAUGCUUACCGUAUGUCCCAGAGAAUCCAAAGACUUAGACACGGUGCAGUGUGUAUAUAUGAAGACGACUUCAGUGGAGGUGAAAUUAAUUAAUGAAGGCAUGUGUGACACUUCUGUAGCAUACAAAUGGACAAGAUGAAGAAAACGUGGACAUUUGGAUGGCUCUUUGUUGUGGGGAGCAAUUUUGCACAGCAUCAAUGUCCCAUUUCAUUGCAAAUACAGUAUGUUGGCUGACAAUUUUCCACAGAAGCUGGAUCAGUUUGAUUUCAAUUACAUUUAGCACCAUUGUGGUCACCCUGGAAUAUUAUAGCUAAUGGAAAAACAGAAAUGCAGUGACAUUGGGCCUGAAGAAGAACCUUGAAUUUGUGUCAAUUUGUGAUUGUUUGCAUUCAUGUAAUUUUUGUUGUUGUUUUUUUUUUUUCCAUUGUAGAUAUUGUAUUUUUGACAGUCCACAAAUUAGCUGAAUUUCAAACUAGAUUUUGGAAAUGAGGACAAGCUAAAUCCACAAAACUUGGUCAUUUUAUUUGUGUAGACAUUUUUUAUAAAUUAUUCAAAAUAUUCACAAAAUCAACUGCAGCAAAAGAUAUCUUCUAAAUAUCUUUAGACCCAAAAAUCAACUUAAGAAUUGCAUAAACAAAUGUUUUAGAAACAUGUAUAUGCCUUCAAUAGCCAAAUGAUUAUACAUUUUAAGAUAUGAUUUUGGUUUUGAAAUAUAUCUGGGUGAAUCUCAUGAAAACGGUCAAGAAACAUUCCAGUCGGAUUUUCCAUCCAAAAUGAAAAAUAAGUAUAUAUUUACAGUAUAUAUACAUACAGAUAUAUAUUGUUGCGUCCCACCCCAGUCAAGGGUUGUGGAGGUCCCGGACGAGCCCCCAAUUAUUACGUCAUCCUCAGUCUUAGGUCGGGAGAAAGGACCUCCAACAAAACCCCUUUACUUUUGGUUUUAUAUUACCCCACCCCCCCACCCCCCCCAAAUUCACAUUGAAUUUUUAUUAUUAUUUUUUUCAUUGUGUCCGCACAGGAUGGUUUUAAUUACUGAAUUACAGUAGUGAGAAUUAGGAGGGAAAUAUGCUUAAUUGACAUGAAAAUAAUGCCACAAUGCAAAAAAAAUCUUAAGCAGUUUCUUGAAGGAAAGUAUAAUUUAUUUUGGUUUUGGUGAAUCGUGAUCUGGACGUUUCUUCAUGAGAUUUAACCAACCAACAAUCCAAGUUUAGUGCCAAACAACACAUUCUUGUUCUUUACAGCAUGAAAAUAGUUAAUGAGUUACUAAUCAAAUGUUUGGUCAUUUUUGUGUAGUUGUCAAAUAUGAUAUGGAUAUAUAGUGUGUGUGUGUAUAUAUAUAUAUAUAUAUAUAUAUAUAUAUAUAUGGUAAAGGCUCAUUUACUUUUUUCACAGGCCUAGUUAUUUCCACAUUGCAAAAGAAAUGCUUUCUUAUAAUCUCAGUUCCACUGAACAGAUUUUUUAUUGCAUUUAUCUGAGCCACAUUCAUUUAAUUUCGUUUUUGAUUGAACAUCCUAAAGAUGUCAAGUGUUCUCCAGCUGACCAAGUAACAAGACGUGUUAUAUAAUUCCUAUUACUUUGGAUAUCAGAGUAAUGCCACCAAAGACUAGGACUUUAACCACUCUGAACUUACAUCUUGACCCAUGAGCUGUAUGAACUGUAUGAAUUACAACCAUAUGAUUUGUAUGUAUAAGUUGUACAUAGUAUUUCGUUCUAAUGUAGCUGAGAUGUAGAUAUUAUGCAAGGAUGUCAAUAUGACCACUGGAGUUAGAGAUGGCUAUGGCACACCAUUUUCAUGUUUAGUUUUUGUAAAUUUUUUUGUUUGUAGGCACAUUUUUUCUUACUGAAAAUACAGAAAAGUCUUGUCAAUCAGCCUUAGCAAUUAUUAGUUUAUAAAUGAUCUGUACAGCAUUGCUUUUGGACAACAUUUCACCUGUUGUACUUGACUUCAAAAAAAAAAAAAAAAAUCCCAGUAAGUUUAAAAAAAUGGCCAUUUCAUUUGA